Paramecium tetraurelia is the source of this 213-nucleotide messenger RNA. RefSeq lists its product as uncharacterized. The transcript has a single exon. The record is from RefSeq and is a predicted model, not a curated record. Lineage: Eukaryota; Ciliophora; Oligohymenophorea; Peniculida; Parameciidae.
AUGAAAGAGAUGAAAUUCAAAGGAGAGUUUAAGAUUGGUCUCCAAAAAUUAUACUAAGGUCAGAUCUAGAAUCUGUAAAGACCUUACUAGCUUAUAAAAAUAGCAAUAGAGAAGGAUUUAAUUUUGGUACUUAUAGGAAAAAGUCUAAAUUAACAAAAACAUUAGAUGCAAAAGGAAUUUUAGAAUUAAAAUUUUCACUUAAGAAAAGGAUGA